Messenger RNA from Columba livia (rock pigeon), 8457 nucleotides. RefSeq names its product Scm polycomb group protein like 2 (gene SCML2). The transcript is spliced from 15 exons. Gene Ontology annotation, biological process: negative regulation of DNA-templated transcription. Gene Ontology annotation, cellular component: nucleus. The record is from RefSeq and is a predicted model, not a curated record. Lineage: Eukaryota; Metazoa; Chordata; Aves; Columbiformes; Columbidae. Gene Ontology annotation, molecular function: chromatin binding; histone binding. The coding region runs from base 3915 to 6104 and encodes 729 amino acids.
UCCAGAAUUUGAAGGGUGGCUACAAAGAAGAUGGAGACUCUCUUUUUACAAGGAGUCAAAUAGAAAAGAAGGGGGAUAAUGGCUGCAAGUUAUUCCUGGGGAGAUUCCGAUUGGACACAAGAGGGUAUUUUUUCACAAUAAGAACAAUCAGCCAUUGGAAUAAUCUAGCAAGGGAAGGGGUGGAUUCCCCAGCACUGGACACUUUUAAGAUUCAGCUGGACAGGGUGCUGGGCUAGCUUGUCUAGAAUGUGCAUUUUGCCAAGAAAGGUCGGACCAGAUGAUCCUAGUGAUUCCUUCCAACCUGGUAUUGUAUGAUUCUAUGAUAUCUGUUUAUUGCCUUGUGGGAUGGGCAAAGGGACUUUGUGCCAGCUGCCUCUGGGGGACCUUGUGGGACAGUCUGUCCUUGUUACCAGGCAGCUGAGGCUGCAGCAGCAGAGGGGUUGCUUCAGGUAUCUGAGCCAAGAGUGAGCAGGCUCCCCUUUUAUCUGCAGAAGGUGUACAGCCAAAGAGUAACCAAUGCAUAAAUGGUGAUGAUGGCCCUCAGAGGUAUUUGUAUCUCUUUGUUGUUAGUCUUUCUGCUCAGUCAACAAGGAUGUAGGUCUGGAGGAAGGUCAGGAGCUGCACCACAGCCGUUCAGAAGGUAGCAACUAUCUUUACAAGUUGCCUUAUUUCUUUUAUUUGGGCUUGCUCUGAUACUUUCUCUUGUAUACAGUGGACAUUGGACACAGGUAUAUACAACGAGUCAGUUUGUAGUAGAGGGCAUAUACUAUCUACUAGCUUUAGCAGCUCUUCUCCCAAGAUCCCUGUGUCACAAAAAGUAACAGCUUUAGUUUCUGUGUCUUUGGUAUAGGACCAAAAAAUCCAGUAUUUUCUAAACUUGGAUCUGAAUGAAUUGAAGAAGUAUACACUUGUUUGUCAUGGUAAGUUAUGUGUAUAUCAUAUUUCAGGAGUGUAGAUUCAAGACUGAUUCAUAGUUCUGGACUUUAAUGGAGGCGCCUACUUUAUGGAUGGUGUUUGAUCGUUUGGAUCUAAAUUGGUGCACUACUUAGUGUGUGCUUAUUGUGGUUGUUCCAUGCACUCUCUUCACGCUUUUCAGAAUUACUUGCAGAGCCUAAUAUCAAAGUCUUUCUGAAAUACUAGAACCUUUAACAGAAUUUUAGUUCUUUUCCAUUUGUUUUAGCAGGAGGAUAGACUUUCUGCUGCCCAAGGAAGAUGACGUCUAGAUAUCUUAUGUCCAAACUAAUCCUAAAAUACUUUUUCAGAUUUGUUAGAAUAAUGUUAUAUGCAGCUUAAGUAUGAACAGUGUUUUGAGCUGGUAUUUUUCCCCCAUAAAUGGUGUAUUUUCUCUGCAGCUCUCCAUUUGUAUGUUGUCUUCUAAAACCAAGCAAGGCGUUGCAUUAAAGGUAGAUGCCUGUGUUAAAUCACUUGAUUCUAGGUCUUCAGCUUCACAAAUCAGGUCAAAUUUGGUUUAAGAUACCAAGGGAAUUCAGUCUUUUCAUGAAAGGGAUGAACUUUGAUGGAAAUCUAAGUCUGUUGUCUUCUCAAGGUAAUAUGAUAUCCCUUUUAGUGCCGAGCAAGGACUAGGUUGAGCCUUUCAUCGUCUCUAGCGUACAUUAGUUCAGGGAGCAUCUGAAGUUUAUAAAACUUACUAUAAGAGGGCAGCACCAUUUUAAUGAGGUGCAUACCUAAAAUGAAGCGCGUACCGUUAUUUAUGUGCUGUAUGGAAUCUAUCAGAGAUUAAUGCAGGAAGGUUCAGCGGAAGGAGUGCAGUUCUUGGGGCACGUUUAAAAGCCCAUUUAAAAAGCACAGUUUGAAAAGCAAGUCUUGUACGUGGAGGAAUGUGAAAGGAUAUCAGAGCUGCUAAAUUGGGUGGAACUCUGUAUUGUCACUAUUCUCUGUCAGAGGCUUGGAGAUUAAAAGUGCUGUAGUAUUGUUGAUGGUACUUCUCACACCAAAUGUCUUGUAUGUGUACCCUGCACUGAAGUGCUAUACAGAAGCAGACAGCAGUUUUCUGGAAAGAUCAGAAGAUAUGUACUGGUUUUAUCACAAAAUAAACAGUGUUAUAAUUGGCUGGAAAACUUUGUAUGUGGUGUUGACGUGUGAUUUUUUUGUUUGUUUGUUUUGUUUUAACAGCUUGUUGUAGGAAAAUGCUACCUAGGUCCUUGUCUGAAUAUUCUCCAGUGCUCAGUGGUUUAAGUAUGGGGUUGAAGAAAGAGGUGGGAUCGCCUCCAGAAAGGUGAUCUCCAGAAGCAGCAGAAAGGGAGGUGCUCUCGUGUCCUGGAGCUGCACACAGCCAGUGCCACCUGUGCAGCUGUGCUGAGGAAGAGGUGGACGAAGUUGCUCUUUACCCUCUGUCUCACCUGUUCUGUGUUUUGUUUUGGUUUUUAAUUUUUUGUUUGUUUGUUUUUUUUUAAUAAUCAAAAAGUUGUCCAAUAAGUGGGGAAGAGAGAGAUGGACUUGCUGUGGAUGCUCCUGAUGCGUUGGGCUUUUCACCUUCUUCCAUUUUUGACAAGUACGGCAAAUACUACAGCUGAGCAUUUGCAGCUGUCUGGUCCUCCUAGCACCCGAGGAAUUGUCUUUUCUGACCUGUCAGCACCGUGUUAGCUGCAGAAAUGUCUAGCAGCACUGAAUGGUCCUUAUGAAUGUUUCGUCCAAAUGUUUCUGGUGGCACCUCCAUGGAGGAUGGUCUCCCUCCCUUGUGGAAGGAGUUUAAAGAAGGAUUUUCUGUUUUAGUUAAGAGAAAUAAGAAGUUGAGGAAACAGCACUGGUGAGCCCAGUGUGGGGAUGUGGCUGUGCCUGAAGACUGAAGCAGCUCUCUGGGUUUUUUUCCCUUCAGAAACAUCCUCUGGAAGGGGGAGCUAUCAGGAAAUUGCUUAAGGGUUUAUUUAGUUCUGGUUGGUUUGGCUUCACACCCUGAUGAGACACCAGUAUGUGGGACCAAUGUAGUUGUCCCCAUGUGUAAGACAGGGUACACCGCAGUGUCUUGCAGCAGCAGAUACGCGCAGUGAGACAAGUUCUGUCUUUGUUAAUAUCCGGUGGCAGGGAGUUUGGAUUCUCAAGUGGGAAGAGUGAAACAGAUACUUUAAGCACUGGAAGAAGGUGGUAGCAGAAGUGUGUGGCUGCUGGCAUUGAGUACAAGGCAAGGGGAGGCAAGUGUGUUGCUCUGAAACCAGCUGACUCCAGUUGGGGUGCUGGUGGCAAACCGGUCCUGUGCAGAAAUGUUCCAAAACUGUUCUCCAUGCCUUUAAUGAAAAAAAAGUCAAUAAAUUGUGUGCUCUAUUUGACUUUCAUAGAUUUCUGCAUCAGGCUAAAGGUGCUUGCAUUUCGCCAGAUACUCUAUUGGAUGAAUAAAAAGUGGACCACAGGGAUGGAUUUGCCAACUGUGCGGUCUGUGGAUUGGGCUCUGAUAGAUCAUAUCUGAACUGAGCUUCCAGUCCUUUCAAGUUUGGAGGCAAUGUAUAUGGGAGGAAGCCAAAGUUGCCUAAGAGGUUGUAAAAUCCUUUUUCCACCAUCCCUCCUUUGCAUGUCUCCCCCCCACCAUCCGCUUAUGUACACAUACCCUCUCUGCUGCUUUUAAAGCUGGUGGUAUUGCUUGUUUUCUGCCAAAGACAAGCGCAGGCAAGCUCUGUGGAGACCUCUAGCAUCUGGGCAUCUCUUACGAUGUUUGCAACAGUGAUUUCUUUUCUCCCUUACCUGCUGUAUUUACACUAUGCUAAAAGUAUGCUCGGUGCCUCACAGAACAAAUAGUUUGAGAGCUCUCUUCUGUGUCCAGGGAGGCUGAGCUGAAGGCACAGGAGAUGUAUCUGCAUGUAGAGAGAAUUUCACACAGGAAACUGUUGCGCUGAAAGGAAGAAUUAACUGGUCUUUUAACUUCAGCCUUUUAUUGUGAGAGGGAAGAUCACAGAAGUGUUACCAUGGGGAGAACAGCAGCUAAAGAUUCAAAGAAUAUUAAAAAAGAGAAAGAUGGAAAGAAUCAGCAGGCAAACAACCCGUCUUUAAAAAGUGAACAGUUUAAUUGGGAUGAUUAUCUGAAAGAGACUGAAUCAGUAGCUGCCCCCCUACAUUGUUUCAGACAGUCUAGAAUUCCACCUACAAAUGAUUUCAAAGUUGGUAUGAAACUGGAAGCCCGUGAUCCUCGCAAUGUUACCUCAGUUUGUAUAGCUACAGUAAUUGGAAUUACUGGUGCCAGGCUAAGGCUGCGGCUGGAUGGAAGUGACAACAAAAAUGAUUUUUGGAGGCUUGUGGAUUCCUCGGACAUACAGCCCAUCGGGACCUGCGAAAAGAAAGGGGGCAUGCUCCAGCCUCCACUUGGGUUCCAGAUGAAUGCAUCUUCUUGGCCAAUGUUUCUCUUAAGAACUCUCAAUGGAGCUGAAAUGGCACCCGCAGCAUUAUUUAAGAAGGAGCCACCAAAACCUGUGCCAAACUGCUUUAAAGUUGGAAUGAAGCUUGAAGCUAUAGAUAGGAAGAACCCAUACUUGAUUUGCCCAGCAACCAUUGGAGAUGUUAAAGGAGAUGAAGUCUUUGUUACAUUUGAUGGCUGGAGAGGAGCAUUUGACUAUUGGUGCAGAUGUGAUUCUCGAGAUAUUUUCCCAGUCGGAUGGUGUAGCUUGACAGGAGAUGCAUUACAACCACCAGGGAACAAUGUUUCCAUUACAAAGAGCAGUGCAAAAAUCCAAUCUUCCCCUUCCAAAGUGACCCGGCGUUCAAUGCAGUCUCCACAGAAAUCUGCUCCAGCACCAGCGCAACGGAGCAGGAAACCAGGUCGGGGCAAACCCCCUGGACAGUCUGCAGCUCCCAAGAAGGGCAGGUCACCUAAAAAUAUUCCCUUGACAAAAAGCACCUCUCAUACUGAAAAUCUUAAAACAAGGAAAAAAAGUUUAAAACCUGGAAAAAAGAAAAAAAUCUCGCCGGAACAACUGACUCCUGCAUCACCCACUCCUCGUUCUUCUCCCGAGGGGGACAGUGGCACUACGCGGAUACUUAAAGAUGGAAUUAGUUUGUCUGGUGCAACUGCAGCAGUUAUAUCCACAGUGUGUGUUUAUGUCAACAAGCAUGGAAAUUCUGGGCCUCACCUGGAUAAGAAGAAGGUUCAGCAGCUUCCAGAUCACUUUGGACCAGGUCCUGUCAAUGUGGUACUUCAGCAAGCUGUACAGGCUUGCGUGGAUUGUGCCUAUCAAUCCAAAACAGUCUUCGGAUUUCUGAAAUCUGGCCAUCAUGGAGGGGAAAUGAUAAUUGCUUCCUUUGAUGGGGAGAAGCACACCAUCAGUCUUCCUUCUGUAAACAGCACAUCGUUUGUCCUGCGCUUCUUGGAGAAACUCUGCCACAGCCUGCAGUGUGACAACCUCUUCAGUAGCCAGCCUUUCAGCCCUUACGUGGGAUGUGCACAUAGUCCUACUGAGUACGAUAGGAACAAACCAGCAAAAGAAGAAAUACCUGAAAACAGAAGUGCUAAACGAUACUCUCAGGACUCUCCACCAUAUACUGCUCCUCUUUCCCCGAAGCUUCCCAGAAAUGAUGCUCAUCCAUCUGAAGCAGAAACAUUACCUAUAGAGGAAAACAGCACUUCCAAGGAACACAGAUUUUCUGAGGACUCUAUGGAUUCUGCACUUAACUCUGUAAAUCCUUCAAGCCCGGCCCGUCGAAAUUCCACGGAAUAUCGUACUUCUGGGAGUGCGGCAUAUUACAGGAAUUCCCUUCAGCCAGGGACGGCUACCUCAAAUUCAGCCCCCGUCCUGCGCAGGCUGUCCUUGAGCUCUGUGGGGAGCAGCGGGUAUUAUGAAGUUAGUAUGAAUCGAAUCCAGAGGCGGAUUGAGGCUGCAAGUUCCACAACUGGGCCGGAUUUGAAUUCACUAAAGAGGGAACCUUCAAGAAUAUUGAAUAAGGAUCCUUCCACCUGGUCGAUAGAGGAAGUGAUGCGUUUUGUGAAAGAAGCUGAUCCACAGGCACUAGCUCCGCAUGCAGAACUCUUUAGGAGACAUGAGAUUGAUGGAAAGGCACUACUCUUACUGAGGAGUGAUAUGAUAAUGAAAUAUAUGGGACUGAAGCUGGGGCCCGCCCUAAAGCUGUGCUACCACAUUGAAAGACUUAAACAAGGAAAGUACUAGCCAGUGGGGAUACUACAAAUAUGCGUGUGUCCUGGUGACAGUGUGUUUGUAUCACACUAAGCUCUCAGGUUCACAGCCAUCUCCUUAAUUUGAAACUAAAGAAAACAUCGUUAUUUUUUGAAAGUGCUCUGAAAAUGUAAAAAAAGACAUUCAGGAUAAAUAAUGGGGGAAAUUGGUGUUAUAUUCUGGUAUUAUAUUUUGCAAACUAUUUCAGAAAGUUUGCCGGGAAGGACAGUUGAUCAUAAUGGGAGCGGGCAGGUUGGGUAACAGUGUUCUCCAAAUCCUGAAAAGGGCUUUCUCUGUUACGGACUUCAGCCAACGUGUUCAUAUUCAGAACCAAAACAGCUGGAUCCCAAAAGAAAAUUAUAAAACAAACCAGCAUCAGGUGUUAGUAAUUUUUAAAGGGGUGGCUGUAAACUUUUAUAUUGCAAGAAAAAAUUUAAAUAGAGGAUCUCAUCUCUGUAGUAAAUACUGUGGCCAGUCCUCCAGCAAAGUAACAGUCUAGUAUAUCAUUCUAGUUUAUUCUUCCUAGAUUUCCAUAAAGGGAAUAGCCAUAUGAGUCGCUCGUGGCGGAUGGAGGUGUGGGGAGCGAAGGGCUGUGGAGGAGAGGGCUUAAUACAAAUAUAAGCUUUUAUAAAGUGUGAUUAUCAGUCCUUUGGUAAGUUAAGAGGACAAAUGUACGGUAUAUUGUCAAUUUAUGCAGGCCAUAAGUAUUUGUGUUUUGUGGAAGGGCAUAUCGGCUGUAUAAACAGCCAUUUCUGGGACAGACUGAUUUAACUGGAACAACGCAUCCACAUUUUACACAUUCCAUCUUUUUGCUAAGUUUGGCAUAGAUAUGUUUGUUCAUGCUUUAUAUAUAUACACAUGUAUGUGUCAGGGGAAUACAUACUAUAUAUAUAUAAAUAUACAUACACACUGUACAUAUGUAAUCAGUUUUUUAAUGUGUACUUUGCACUGUGCCAGAGAGAACUGUGCAAUUUUUAUUUUUUCUUUUUUUUUUAAACCAGUAAAUUUAGUUGUGUACUACUUUCAUAUUCAUUAGCACACGUUUAAUUGGUUGUCCAUUCUUGGAGUCAGAAGGUGACAAACAAUCAAAGGAUGGCUUUAUUCAUACAGGCAAGAUCCCUGUACUAUGCAGUACUCCUGGUUUUACAUCCCUUAACUCUGAGCCAUAUAUUCUGAUAUAUUUCUGGAAAGACACAUUUGGUUCCAAUGAUUUGGGCUUAUAUUUCCUAUAAGGAAGUGCUACUAUGUAACCAGUAAGCCUUUUUUUUUGGUAAAAUUGGUGCUUUUUGUAUAAGCUGCAGGAAUGAGUGGUGAUAAUAAUGCAGUCUGGUGUCACUGCCGAUUGUAAUAUACAUCAGGGACAAGAAAAUGUACUUUCUGUGUAGGAAACUGAAUGUACUGUUUGUAAUAGUGCAAGUGAAAAAAGCUAUUUGCUAGGAAAGGUGUAGUCCUAAAAUGGUAGGUUUUAUUAUAUUUCUUACUGCCUUUUUAUAUGAAAUCAUAUAGUAUAAAUGUAUUUUUUACAAAUUCCUGUUCUGAAAAUGCCUUGCUUUACCAAUAGUGUGAUACUCCUCAGGUUUCAGCAGAGAUACUGCUGCAAAAUAAAAAAUUUCGUGGCUCACAAGUGUCCAAAUAUUUUGUUGGUUCAAGUGACUACAAUGCGAUUUUAAUUUAGCAAGUCAUUUGGACUUUGAGAAUUGUUUUUAUUAUUACAUCAUUUGACACUAAAGGUUAUCUAUAUGAAUUUAUUUUGCAUAUCUUUUGUGGUGCAUGUAUGCUUAGAUGAAUAAUACAAGCAUGCUCUUUAUAGUAAGAAAAGGUCAGCACAUUGAUUGGAGAAACAGAAUAUUUUGUCUGUGUUAGGAAAAUACUGACUUGACUGUUGGUGUAACUGUAUGAAAGUUAGUUAUAUGUUGAGGAAAACAACAUUCCCUACACACUCAGUAUAUUGUUUAUAACUUACUUUUUCCAUGCUUUAUUAUGCUGAAUUUCAGAGUUCUUUCGUGUAAAAAGAUCUCUACACGAUUUAAGUGGAAGUAAUUGACUGAAAACAAUUUUUUAUAUUGCUAUGGGCAUAAGAAAAACAAAUAUGUUUAAAUUUUCUGUUUGGCCUUUAUGGAAUGAAAUUUUUGUACAUGGCACUAUUAUGGGUAUAAAUAUUUGUUCAAGGCUUUCUGUGCACAGGGAUUCCUGUGAUGCUGCAAUACCAGAAUUUCCCCAUGUGCUGUAGUGUGAGAUUCAAGCAUUCCAAGCGUUGUGGUGGAAUGUAUUUUUUAUUCUUUAUUUUCAAUGGGGUGUCCUUAUCUAUCAACAAAAAUAAAAUAGUUUGUUCAUUGUUGUAACUGUC